Messenger RNA from Schistosoma bovis, 4967 nucleotides. Lineage: Eukaryota; Metazoa; Platyhelminthes; Trematoda; Strigeidida; Schistosomatidae. The record is from the annotation of a GenBank genome assembly.
GUUUAAAUCCCUACAACACCUUAAUAUUCAUACCUACCUAAUUUUUUUUAAAUACUCUGUUGAACACCAUUGUCUAUCAUACUAGUAUUAAUUGCAUGUCACCAAUCAUGUCGAAUUUUCUCUAUGUGAUCUGUAUAUUUGCUUUUACUUACGUCGUAGAAAGUUCUUGGAAUGUUACUAUAAAUCAUAAUCCAAAUUGUAAUCUCUCGAAAGGAUGUGACAAAUAUGAUGUGAUAUACAUAAAUGGUCGUAAUUUAACAUCUUCAGUACAUGUGUUUAUAACAGCAUCAGAACGCUUUUCUCUUCCAUCAAUUUUGAUUAUUCACAGUUCAUCAGCUGAAGCUAAUCCUGUAAUAGAAUGGGAGAAUUUAAAUGUUUCUUCUGGAAAAAGAUUAAAUAUCGGUAAUGUGACCCAGUCAUAUGCUCUUGUAUUUUAUAAAAUGCUUGAAUAUAAUGAUUUAUCUGAUGAUGUAAACAUGUCCAUUUAUCCUCAAAAUUCUGAUCAAAUUCGAAUCCACCAUUUAAAUGAAUAUAACUGGAAGCGUAAUUCAAACAACGAUAGUUCAUUAUUCUUUGAAAAUAAUUUAUUUGAAAUAACAUACAAUGGAAGUAGUCCAAAAUUGACUUCACCAUACGAGCAAGUUAUUAUUAAGUUUCGAAUAAGUAAUACAACUCAACAUCAUAAAGAUAUGCCACAUUUAUUAUUUAAACCUGGUUGGAUUAUUCAAUUUGAUAUUUUAUUCAAUAAUUUAACUAGUAAUUUUAAUCAAAGUCGAUUUGGUUUACAAUUAAUGAUGAUGUCAAAUUUAACCUUAGAUCCAACUGAAGAAUUUCGUAAAGAAGUUUUAUUCAGUAUUGACGAUGAAUUAACACCUGGAAAUUUUGAGAUGACCAAUAUUUUAUUAGGUGAAUCAGUAUCUAAAAUGAAUAAUAAUGCUGAACAAUAUUCAAGGAAUUCAACUCAUCCAUCAGCAUUCCUUCAAAUUAAACCAGCUUGUUUCAUUGAUAAUCAUUUGCGAACAGUUCAAAAUAGUCGUAAUGUUUAUAUUGGUAAACAUCAAGAUUUAUUAGAGUAUAAUAAAAUGGGAAAUGAUAAUUUAUCUCAAUUUCAUUUACUUCAUUAUUCAUUUCCAUCAAUAUUUUAUGCGGAUCGAUUAAAUCCUAAUGGUAACAAUGAUACUAACCUGAAACCUAUUGGUAUUCGUUUAUUAAAUGUAUCAUUUGGUACAUCGACUGAUGGAUUUUAUGCUAAAUCGAAAUUUAUUGUUUGGACUGCGUCGUUUGGUCUUGGCAACCCGCCUACUGAUAAUCUAUCUUCUUUAUUGAUUGGAUUGAUUAUAUUCUCGAUGCUAAUCAUUGUUAGCUCUGUAGUUUUAGGCAUUCUACUUGUCAUUGUUUUACGUCGAAGCACUACUAUUAUCAAUAAUGACAGACAACCGAUUCUUAGUCAUUUUGUUAAUGAUCCUAUUGCUUAAAUUGAAUUUUUGCCCUUUUAUAUAUUUUGUCCAAAUUUUCGUUAUUCCUUGAGGAGAGACAGGGUGGGGUAAACAAGAACCUGAGGAAAGAACCACAAAUCCCAUGAAUCGUUAAUUAUUAUUUUAUGAUUUUCUUCAUUGUUGAUUGUAUUCUCUUGUAUUAAUUCAUUUGUGCCUUUAUAAUAUGCGGAAAUCCACAUUUAAUAUAUAUAUACUUCUGUGAUUUGCAUUGAGAAAAUAUUGAUUACACUGUUCUGUGUUAGCUGGAUAAUUGUGGCCGAGAAAUGGGUUAUACAAAAAAAUUAACCAAAAUCAGGUAGAGUGAAAGAGGGGUCAACAAUUUCCUUCUUAACUCUGUACAAUCACAAAUAUGGGUAUGAAUUUAAGGGAAAACAGAUUAAAUCAACAAAUGGAAUAGGACUGAUAUCAAGGUUUAUAAAUACAUCCACUCUACUGGGACUAUCUUCAAUCAUUGAUUAUUACUACCACGCAGACUCUUCCAGGAAAGCCUACGACUAACGACUAGUGGUUUCAUGGUCUGGUAUUAUACUUAGAAUGCCUACCCUUAGCUUUUCUUCAAGCCACUGAUGGAGGUUAAUGGAUGAUAUAGAUUUCAGUCACCACAGUCGAUCAACAUUAUUCUAUAAACGGACUCGCCAUUUCUAUGCAGUACUCUACAUUUAACUCUAGGGACUACUACAAUUGCUAAGUCGUUCAUCAAUAAAAGGCAAAACAAGCAUGACUUCGGCCAAUCUUCAACGACUGACCAGAUGUAAAUAUCUCAAACUCACACGAGGUUAGUCGCUGCUUAAAUGGCUUAGUGGUAACGCUUCGAACAGUGAUGUGGUUUUGAAUUCGAUACGGAGAAUCUGUCUUCAAGAUUAUAGGCACGCUUUGUUGAGUAAUCUCAACCAGCACGAAACAUAGGCCGACGCCGUUCCCAAUCGGUUAUCUCCAUGAUACUAAUUUGAAGUUUCCUCACAUAUUCAAAGCAAAAAUAGAUUAUGUGAGUGAGUGUUGGUUCUAUAUGAUAGAUAUCCUUAUUCUAGUAAGAUCGUUAAAUUAUUAUUCAAGAUGCAAACCCACAAAAAUCAAGUUAUGGAUUAUAUACAAAAUAAAGAAUUAAUGAUUUAAUCUAGCACCAGAGAAGUGUUCCAUACUAGCACACAAUCGGUUUUGAGUCAAAAUAACUUAUAUGCAGAUAUGUAAUACCACUUUAGCUGUUAAAAUCAAAUUAGAUGUAGGUUUUUCCAGUAGAAAAUCCGAAAGUCUAAUGAUUAGUGAGCAACUGUUCAUCUAAUCAUCGUAGCUAAAUUUAUCUGUAACAUUCUGUUAAAGUGUGGUGUGAUUUUCAAAAUAAAAAGUGAUCAUAUCUAAGCGUAUAGCUUGUUAGUUGGAUUAGAAAUUGCUCCUAGAAGCAAACUAGUUUCAAGGAUAAUAAUACUUAAUUACUUCAGUCAAUAUAUGGGACCAGAUCACUACAGCUCUUGUGUAAAAUAUUAGAUAUAUGUAAACUGUUAUACUCAAGUUCAAAACAGGGACAAAAUGUAGUUCAUUUGCUGCUCGAAUCCGUUAUGUAAUGAUUCAUGGUUUAGCUUAUUUCAUUUCAGUAAACGGAAUGCACCGACUAAGACACUAAACAAGGGAGAUUGUUUCGGUGAAUUCAUUUUUAAAGCUGUGCAAUCGCAAAUGUAUAUACUUAUUUUGCAGGAUAAUAAUUACAAUAAUAAACUUCUGUUAGACAUUACGACAGUGAAGCAGAAUAAACAAAGCUAUUAGAAAAAAGAUUUUCUUUUUGAAACAAGGAAACUAGUAGUCGUGUGAUUGCUAAUGGCUUAUAUAUUCAUCAAAAGAUAGGGAAAUUAUCAUUGGGAAAAGGAUGGCCCAGCGUGAUAAGAUAAAACGUUGAAAUCGGGAUUAAAUAUAAUCAGGAGGUUCAGAGAAUCAGAAGUAAACCAGUUGGGGGUAGGCUUAAGGAAAUGGAAGCAGAUAGCUAUAAAGGAAGAGUAUGAAGAAAAGAAGUCAUGAUAACUUUGUCACAAUAGCAAAGACUAGUUGCCAUUCAGAUGCGUAGUAAUUAAGUAUUAUAGUAACUAUCCCGACAGGCAUAAGUUAUAUCUUGAUGUGUAUGUUUGGUUUGUCUGUCAUGAUGAUCCAGUGGAGUUGGGACACAUCCCUUCAGGUUCUACCACGUUAGAUGUUUUUUGAAUAGUACCAUCAAGACCAGCAACUUAAGGUCUGAGGGCAAAGCUAUACCAUUGACCUUACAGUGUUAUAACGGCAGUAAGAUGUCCCCUCAAAGUAACUAGCAACUGCAGCGAUCCUCCCUUCUUACAACAAAAGGAAGGACUAGGAAUAGGUCGGUCGUAAAAAUUACACACCUUAACCCAAAGAUCCCCGUUUCCAGCGACAAACAUGGAGCUAACGCAUCAGGUUCCUCAUCAAAUAUUCUUUUGAGGAUGGGGUAAGCCGUAAGUGAUAAGCUCCCCCAUGUCUUUAGCAACUAUUAUCAUACUGACUGUGGUAACUAAUUGCCGGAUUUAUUUAAACCUAACUAUCAGUGUCUAUGCACUUGAGUGUAGUAGAUGACUUACCCACCUAUUUAUUAAAUAUUAAUUGAACUCGACUGUCUUUAUCACAUAUUUGCGCUCGUUUUCUCACUGAGCUGAGGUUUCCCAUGGUAGUUCCUAGAACAUAGUGCCAGUUCCCUCAGCUGCAUUGUCUUGUUGCUGCCUGCAUGCUUCUUCAUAGAUCGAUUUAAGCCAAGCUAAUAAUAAAUUGUCGUUGAGGUUUGUGAAAAUCAUAGUAAAUCGAGCACCGUGUUUCCAUGAACAAAAUUUUAGCAUGAGUUAUGAAUUAAUUUACACCUGAAAUAUGCACCAGAGGUGUAUAAUCGCGGUCACAUUGCUUAACUAAUGAACGUAUGCUAAGAUUUGUUGUAUGUAGAAAGGUUUAUGACAAAGUAGAUGUAGGAUUACCUGACCAUAUCUGUAGUCCCAUGCAAAAUAGCCUUUUAUUAGUGCUCAUUCACAAACCCUCUACUUUAGACACGAAAGGUGCAUUCUUAGGAUAAGUUGUACAACUCUCUGCCAAUAAUCAGAAAUAAUCCUUGAUAUUGACGCACAAGUUCCUUAAAUGAUCAACAAAGCACUUAUGAAGCUUCUUUCUAGGGACACUGUAACAGCAACAGGUACUGAACAGUUAUACUCAGUAAUUCAUAACGGCUGUUAGGAAAGUCGUGAUUGCACUUAUAAGGACAUUUUCCAGUUGACAUUACUUAGUAUUCCGGUCUUUUAAUUCCCUAUAGAAGUGUAACUUCAAGUCAGAAGCAUACAACUGGAUAGGCAUUUUUAGUAAAGUAUAUGACCAAACUAGCGUACUUAGAUCCUGCCAACAGAAUCUAGCACUUGUCAUUACUCUUACUAGCAAUACCGAUUGUAGCGGAUGGUAUGAGCACCGAAAUCCAUAAUUAUCACCGACGGAUGUACUUUC